Ostrea edulis (European flat oyster) is the source of this 4365-nucleotide messenger RNA. Its product is annotated as opioid-binding protein/cell adhesion molecule-like. The transcript is spliced from 10 exons. The record is from RefSeq and is a predicted model, not a curated record. The coding region runs from base 827 to 2263 and encodes 478 amino acids. NCBI's taxonomy places the organism in Eukaryota, Metazoa, Mollusca, Bivalvia, Ostreida, Ostreidae. Gene Ontology annotation, cellular component: neuron projection.
UCAAAUUAACAUUCAGCAUCGAAUAUUGGCAACCUUCUCAUUCAAAAUAUCCAAAAUCUAUAGAAACAAAUAUUUUAGCAAUCAUUAGACUUUCACGAUUUAUCAAAUACUCUAUACAGGAGAGGCGAACAAAUUGUUUGCAAACAUGUCUAUAUCCUGUUGGUCAUUGUGAGUAUUGUCAGUAGGUCGAUCGUGGGUAUUUGAUCUGAAGCAGGUUCAUCAUUUUGUUCUCCCCCUCCGUCAACAGACGACCAACAAAAGACAGCAAACGAGCAUAAUAAAGACGGACGAGCGUUCCGGAAAUGUUGAUUACUAGGUCUGAUUUACAAUUAUGAACAUUUACUAAUAGCAGUCAAUAUUUGACUGUUUGUCAGGCGAUGCGCCUCUUUCUCGUUCGCACGUGCUUCUGUUCCCACUGAUUCACGAGGAAAUACGAAAUAGAAACUUGCAACACUCGAGAACUUCCUGACAACCGUCAAUACAGUAGUGCAGAAUCUUUUUUUUUUGUCGGAUCACGCUUUGCACGUGCUACAUAUACUGAAAUUUGAUUGCUGGUCAUUAUUGUAUUGGAAGUUUCUAAGACAGGAACGGUCAAUAAGAGAAGAUUAGAGAGACAGUGAACGGCAUCCGGCUGAUCUGUGGCCUUACGACUUCAUGAUGUUUUAUAUCUACUUUGAUAUACUACUAUAAAAGGACGUAUAUUGCGCUAUAGAUAUAGUCUUAUGAGUUUACGGGUUUCUUUAAGAAAUAUAUGGAGUGGCAUGAGGACUUUUGUUUGACAAUCGUUAGCAUGUGAGACAAAUAACUUCGUUAUUGUGAUUUAAUCAUGGAGGUGUCUGAAAUACUCAUAUUCACCGAAAUUGCUCUCUGUUUUCUUGGAACUCUUUGCAAAGAUAUAAUGGCUGUGGAACCAAGGUUUGAUGUGCCUAUCGUCAACAUAACUGUAGUGGCAGGUAAAACAGCGGUCCUUCCAUGUUCGAUCGAAUCCCUGGGAGAGUUCAAGGUGGUAUGGACCGACCGCUGGUCCACCUUGCUGACUUACGGGGAUCGCCGAAUCAUCAACGAUGAGCGAAUAUCUGUAGAACGGCCCCGUUUGAGGGACUGGAAUUUACUAAUUCGUGAUGUACAAUAUAGUGACCAGGGCAAUUUUGUAUGUCAGAUCAACACACUACCCAUAAAAACAAAUUCAGUCCUCCUCAACGUCCUGGUUCCGCCCGAAAUUUUGGACACUUCGAGUAAUGACUUAACUACAAAGGAAGGUGACACAGUGACCUUGACCUGUAACGUCACUGGCAUCCCAAGGCCAACGGUACAAUGGUUCAGGAAGCCUCACGCUGACAGCCAGGAGCAUCAUAAAGAAAGAGUGAAGACGACAACCCACGGUCACUAUGGUAACCAGCUGUCUGAUGACCACUGCUUAUACACUGUCAGUCAUCGAGCGUAUGAAGUGCAGUUGCCCUCCGCUCCGAUAGCCACUGUUAUCGGACACGACCCGGUGGUAAAUAAUGGGGUGGGAAUUAACGGGGAGAUCCUGAUCAUUCACAAUGUCUCCAGAUACUGUGAUGGAAUCUACGAGUGUGUGGCGUUCAAUGACGUACCCCCAGCCGUCAAUCGCGUCAUCAGCGUAAUGGUGGAAUUUCCACCAGAGGUCUGGCUAAACAACAAGAAAAUGAGUCAAUCGCUCGGAAAAGAGACCAUUUUAGAAUGUAAGGUCACUGCUUUCCCACAAGCCGUGUCGGUCUGGCGGUUCGAAAACGUGUUUCUCGCCAACUCUCUCAAACAUCGCAUUGACAUUUAUAAAGAUAAGGGUCACACAAUUAUUCUUAGUGUGCGAAUUAUGAAUAUCACAAAAGAGGACUUUGGACAAUAUUCCUGUUUUGCUAGUAAUGAGUUUGGCGAAGAUGAGGAGACAAUGACUUUACUUGAGUUUAACCCUCCUACAAAACCAAGACCAGUUACUACAACGGAAGUACGCAUUUUUACAACAACGCCCAAAACGAGGAGCAAAUUAAAGUCGUCCGAGUACGACGAUUUCAUUCCAUUCAAGCGAAAUGAGGGGAUCAGCCAUAACCGGGGUAAUGAAACAUUUGUCGACGGACUACAGUUUGGAAUUAAGUGUACCGGCGCCAUUGUUAGAAUUUGCGCACCGUAUUCCAUGGGCAAAAGCAACGCAGGUCAAACAAGUUUAUAUUACAACGGAAAGCUGCUAAUUUCGUUGAUUAUUUUAUUUAAUUUCAUAAUUGAUAUUUUCUAUUUGGUAUGAUUAUGAGAGGAAGGCUGACUCUGUAGCCUAGCAGUAUUAUUUUAAUACUUUAUGCAGAAUUGAUCAUUCAAUCAAUUUUGUAUCGUAUUUGUUUUGUAAAGUUGAUAUAGCUGUUCCAUAGAGUUUUGGUUUUAUUAAUUUCUUUUGUAAAAUCCAAUAUUCCUUUUGACAGAAGUAAUCGCUAUCCAGCCUGUCCCAUUGUCACUACUCCUCUGUGUUAGUCUGUCGUUUAUUAUAGCUGAUGUGUUCAAUUUUACCUAUCAUGUAUGAACUCAAGAAAACCUAACAGUUUUUGCCUGUUUCUUGUGGAAAUUAUGGGAUGCAAAAUAUAUCUUACACGUUUAAAAACAGAGUUUGAAAUACUACGUCACUUUUACAACAUUCUGAAACCCUUCCUUCACUUGUGUAUCCCAGUUCUCCGUUUAAGAACUGUGCUGUUUGGAGUUGCAUGUUCGCAGUCUUGUAAUGAGCUGUUUUCCGUGUAAACAUCCCUCCCAUGCAUUGUUGUUGUAUGUUACACUUCUGAAAUCUGUCUUUUCAUGUGAUCACAUUUCACCUCUGACCUAUGAUCCCCCCACUAUCUAAAACAUGUUAUAGAAGAAAUAUUUUUUACAACGUUUGUUCGGUAAGUUGCCUUUUCUCCAAGUAUCAUUCGUUACAAUUUUUUUAAAAUUUACAAAAGACGUUCAAAAAGCCUCGUAUAUUUGUAAAUUCGAAACAAAUAGCGAAUUCGAGUUGGAUAAAAUCCGGUAACUAUUUGCAAGCGUUUGAUAUCCUAUAUAACGAUUAAUUUUCCCAUAUAGCAAAUUACUCCUGUAAUCCUGGUGAAUUACCUCAGUUUCCCGCCAUAAGAAUGCAAAUUACUCCUGUAACCCUGUUGAAUUACCUCAGUUUCCCGCCAUAAUAAUGCAAAUUACUCGUGUAAUCCUGGUGAAUUACCUCAGUUUCCCGCGAUAAGAAUGUAAAUUACCCCCCCCCCCCUCAUGUAGAAUGCUCACAUUUUCGUGAAUGCCAAGUAAUUUUCAGUAUCAAUUUCAUAAAAUUUCAUUUUCUCUGUAUGAAACAACAUUGACAACAUUGUAAAAAGGAGUGAAGGAGUAGUAGUGUGUGAUGCGAAGUCGUAGAUAAGUGCUGACCUCGAAUACAUGCGAGUAUUUUUUGUUAGUUUCACUAUUCAAGUAUGAUACAAUACCCUCCGUAGUGUUCAUACUUGAAUGAGGUAUAGAUGUACAUUAUAACAGGUGAGCUUUUCAUUGGCUUGUUUAAGCUUUCUCUCGCAAGAAUUGAAUUUCCGAAGGUUCUAUCUUGAAAAUAGUGGAAAUACGUUUAUCUUGAGUAAAUCUUUGUAUCUGCUUUAUACUUUUUGUCUAUGGUUAUCACAGUGGCGAAUCACGUGACUUUGACAGAACCAAUUACCCGGGAAAAUGACGACGAAAGUCAACGCAUGGGAAAAUGCAAACGAAUAAAUACAUAACGUAACACCUUUAUCAAUAACAAACAAAUUGUCAUAUAACUUAUAUCAACAUUCGAAGUGUUAUAGAAGCAGAGAACAUUGACAUAGUUUUUUGUUUUCAAUUAAAAAAAUUCCGACCGCCAAAGAACUUUGUCGGUGUUCUCUGCUUCUAUCGCACGUAGAACUACCAUUUUAGUAUAAAUUUGUCCUUGAGAAAAUCCUUCAAUUGUUGAUAUAAGUUAUGUGACUACUCGUUUUUGAUAAAGGUGUUACUUAUUCGUUUGAAGUUUUCCUUGUCGUCAAUUUCGUCGUCAUUUUUCCAGGCAGUAGGUCAUGCCAAAGUCACGUGUCUCGCUACUGUGGUUAUGGUGUUUCUUCCUGUAAUUCUGAUCAGUCUCCAGAAUUGCAUAUUACUAUCUUCCAAAGAAAAGAAAAAAAUAAUUGUUGAAUAUUUCUCUGUUCUUCUUGACCAUGCAUAUUAAGCAGGCACUUAGAACUUGUGACAGGAACGAGUUUGGUUGUACACCAUGCUUUGCUUUGUAUUUGCACUGUUAGAUUUGACAGCUCACCAUCAAGUAGGAGCAAUUAUUUAUCAUUGUGAGGAAGUAAUUUUGAUUUCUGAUGUCAAUAAACUUAUUUUUGUAUUGCC